Cyphellophora attinorum is the source of this 1467-nucleotide messenger RNA. RefSeq lists its product as uncharacterized. Lineage: Eukaryota; Fungi; Ascomycota; Eurotiomycetes; Chaetothyriales; Cyphellophoraceae. The transcript has a single exon. The coding region runs from base 1 to 1467 and encodes 488 amino acids. The record is from RefSeq and is a predicted model, not a curated record.
AUGGACGACAAGGCGGUACAGACCUUUGUUGACACCUCCGAGACGGUCAACGUAGCAAUAUCUGCUAUCACGAUGCUUCCUAGCCUGGUGGCCGGUGUGGAGUUGCGUAAGGUCCACCUCAGCAGAGCACAGGAAAGGUUGCGCACUCGUGAGGACAAUGUAUGGAGGUUAUACAACAGAAGACCCAACAGCAAAAUCGAACGGCGUCCAGGGUUCCAUACAUCGGAUAUGCUCAGGCUGUGGCCACCCCGGACACCAAGAGAGAGAAAUGUCGUCGAAAGAUGGGAACGAGCCAAAGAGAUGUUAUCGAUCGUUCAGGAGUGCCUGCAAGCCGUCGAAUCCGAUCUGAAGGAAUCAUUGAAGACACUCGGCGACAAGGUAGCUGCAGCGUUUUCAGAGCUUCUAGACCUCUACGUAGAGGAAGAUGCCGACGACCUGAAAGCCGCUUUGCUGAUGGUUGCUGAAGAGAAUCUCCCUGAAUCGCUCAAAGUCGAGGACGAGCCUCUGCAGAGCGAAGACGGUCAAAUGCGCGACGUGGCAGAUGCACUGGAAAAGCCGACUCCGGAUGACAUAGGCCGGAGGCGGCUGGCUCUCCAAGAUCUCGUGGAGCAAUGCGACGCAGCAAAGACUCAGCGGACGGCAGCAAGGACGGCCCUGAACAACUUCUUCAAGCAAGGCCGUCGCGUGGAUCCUAUUCCAGGAGAAAGCACGGACGACCGGAACUUCAGAGCAUUGAAGACAAUGCGUGACCUAACGCAGAAGGCACAAGAUGCCGAGUCCGAGUACAGUAAGAUCGCAGAAAGAGCGGCCAAGGAAGAUGCUAGGUCGUCCGAAUCCAUGUCCGGACACUUUCCAAUGUACCAUGCAUACCCAAACCACCGGCAAGAGGAGGCCGAGGCCGAGGGACGCCAGACUCUUGCCAACGCCGACUUUGACGCCAUCGCAGACUGGAAAGAGUUGGUCAGACAACAAGCGACCGCCGCAGACCCGGAGAAGUUGCCAAUCCAAUGGCAUCAGCGUGAGCAUUCAAGGUCCUCUAUGGCCAGCACAAUCCGUCUCAACGAGGAGAUCAACCACAAGAAUUAUAGCCAUCGUGGGAAGCGAAUGAUCGCGGCCUGGACCGAGAAAGGUCUGCGGUCAUACGACGACCUAAUAGACAGCUGGCCAGACGAGAUUAUCGAACGUCCUCAAAGAGCCUCGCCAGACCAUCAGCGGUAUGUCUCCGUCGCGGUUCAGACAGAUGCCACACCACCAGGAACACCUGCCAGCUCAGACAGGAAGAGCGAUUCAUACUUCACCCCUCCAGAAAGCACAUCAAGCACUGACACGUCGACAGCUUCCUCGCCAUAUGGCUCGAUGCGCUCCGGCGCGUCUGCGGGAAAUGUCUGGUCAGACAUUCAACGCGCCUCAGACGUGGGUUCUGCAGAUAUGCCUGGACGGGAUUCUUGUUGUUAUGAGUUGUUGUAA